CAGUGCUGGCUCAGCCACAGCGUCUUACUGCCAGGCGAAGGAAGCAGUCCAGGAGAUGCACACACACAAGCAGACACACCGCUCAGUAGGAUCUAACCAGCUGUUUCCUGGAGUAUCCUCUGCAGCUUGAGCCUGUAGACUGUGGAUGUUUGGACUUGCUGUUGCUGCACAUGGAGGCAUCUGGACUGUUUUGUGCUCCAGGAUUUAUUCUCUUACCUGUGGCAGUGUAGGACUUGGGACUUGGACUUGCUGUGGCUACAUCAUCAAACUCUGACUCUGGAUUCUAGACCAUAAAAACUCUUCCUGAAGGUCUUUUUUUUUUUUUUUAACCUGUAGCAUCAUGUUGUGCACAUGCAGUUUUUUAGCAUGACUGAUGUUAAGAGUUUGGACUGUGUGUGAAAGCCAGCUAGAGUCUCUGUUUUUUUGUUUGUGUGUGGAUGUGUUUGCAUCAGGAUGAGUGUUCCCAUGUUAAAGAUUGGCGCGGUGCUCAGCACCAUGGCUAUGGUAACAAACUGGAUGUCCCAGACUCUGCCGUCGCUGGUCGGACUCAAUGGAACCAUCAUCUCCCCUGAUGGCACACAUGAGCGGAUCGUCAGUGGUUUGUAUCCGGGCUCGGAGGAGGGCUGGCAGGUGUACAGCACAGCUUCAGAUCCUGAUGGCAGGUGUGUUUGCACGGUGGUCGCUCCGGCACGAAACCUCUGCAAACGAGACCCUCGGAGUCGACAACUACGCCUGCUGACUGAACAGGUUCAAAAUGUAAGUCAGUCCAUGGAGGUGGUAGACCUGCGGACAUCCAGAGACCUGCAGUACUUCCGAGACUCUGAGCCGCUGCUGAGAGGAGUGGACGGACGUCUACACACAUAUGUUGCCAACCCUCGCGCUCUGACGGCUAAGGGCCUGCAGGAGUUAAAGGGUCAGAUGUCUCAGCUGCGCCCUCUCCUAUCAGUGGUGGAUCAAUAUAGAUUGGACCUGCAGACACUGUCCACGCUGCGAAUGGAGCUUCUAAACCUGUCAAUCAUGCUGGCAUCCAUCCAAGAAGAGGUGGGAGCGUAUGACUACGAGGAGCUUCAGCAGAGGGUUUUGCUGCUGGAGACCAGGCUGCACAGCUGCAUGAACAAACUGGGUUGUGGUCGACUGACUUCGGUGAGCACCCCGAUCACCGUGAGAGCCUCAGGGUCUCGCUUCGGUUCCUGGAUGACAGAUGCCAUGAUUCCAAGCUCCGACAGCAGGGUGUGGUCAAUGGACGGCUACUACAAGGGCAAGCGUGUGUUGGAGUACAGGACCAUGGGGGAUUUCACAAAGGGGCAGAACUUUGUGCAGCACCUGUUGCCCCACCCCUGGGCAGGAACCGGCCAUGUGGUUUACAACGGGUCCCUGUACUAUAACAAGCACCAGAGCAACAUCCUGGUUCAGUACCAUUUCCGCUCUCGCAGCGUGUUGCUGCAGCGCAGUCUGAGUGGAGCCGGAUACAACAACACAUUUCCCUACAGCUGGGGGGGAUCCUCUGACAUCGACCUCAUGGCUGAUGAGAUGGGACUGUGGGCCGUCUACACCUCCAUCCCAAAUGCUGGAAACAUCAUGGUGAGUCGACUGGACCCUCGCUCGCUGGACAUCCUGCAGAGCUGGGACACAGGGUUUCCUAAGCGUAGCGCAGGGGAGGCCUUCAUCAUCUGCGGCACUCUGUACGUCACCAACUCCCACCUGGCUGGAGCCAAGGUCCAUUUUGCCUACAACACGAACACCUCCACGUACGAGUACACUGACAUCCCUUUCCACAACCAGUACUCCCACAUCAGCAUGAUGGACUACAACCCCCGAGAGCGAGCGCUGUACACUUGGAACAACGGACACCAGGUGCUCUACAACGUCACACUGUUUCACGUCAUCAGGAGCGACGGAUAGAUUGACAAAAAGGUAAAAAAAGGAAAGAGGGGCUUGUAGAAAAGAUGGAGGGACUUCAACUUACAGUACAAAACACACUAUGUCGAUUCACAUCAACCAGAAAACAAAACCGUCUAUGUUGGAACUUAAGUGACUUCUAGACACUAAACACUGUUGCAGAACACAUGUUUAAAGGUCACGGAGAAGAAUUUCACCAUAAAGAAUUCAAAAAUUAACUGCCUCUGCUAAAAGGACAUUGAUAGAAGGACGUUAGGAAGUUUGCAUUCAUCCAUAUUCUGUUAGGUUUCAUCCACCUGUGUCUAAAGAAGUGAUUCUGGAAGUUGGAGUUUGAAUUGUAAAUAAAACUGCAGCUUGUGAACUGUGUAAGAAGUUGUUUAAAUCCUUGAGCGAGGAUGGCGGACCUGGUGGAGAGAUUGUGGGUUUGUGAUGUGGUUGUGGACGUGUGAAGUCAGCAUGGUUAUUCAUUUAAUUAAACAUUACUGUCAAACUCUA
Molecule: messenger RNA, 2394 nt
Organism: Labrus mixtus (cuckoo wrasse)
Lineage: Eukaryota; Metazoa; Chordata; Actinopteri; Labriformes; Labridae
Product: noelin-2-like
Exons: 8
Coding region: 454-1902 (482 amino acids)
Biological process (GO): signal transduction
Source: RefSeq, a predicted model, not a curated record